Molecule: messenger RNA, 5800 nt
Organism: Gryllus bimaculatus (two-spotted cricket)
Lineage: Eukaryota; Metazoa; Arthropoda; Insecta; Orthoptera; Gryllidae
Source: the annotation of a GenBank genome assembly
AAAUACCGCCCCCAAGUUUGGCUCACCCGUAGAGCGUGUGCUGCGCAUGUCAUAAAGUCUGUUUGCGAGAUUUAACACGCAGUUUGUCACCCCUGACAAAGCGUGGCAAAGCAAGAAGGGGCUUUCACAUCGUUCAUUUCCUCAAGCAAUUGUGGGAAACAGAAUAAAAACCUGAUGGAGGUGGGGGUCAUGCACUCAGUUUUGAUGGGUUCGGCCUUUAAACGUGUCAUAACAGUAGACCCGCUGGAAAGAAUUGAAACCGUUAUUUGGUAGAUGUAGCUGUAUACUUCGUCGGUAUACUUACCGAUAUGUGGCACAGUGGAUACAGUGAAUGGAUGAAUAACGGGUAAAGGAAAGCUUGCAAGCGAAAUUGUAAGAACUCACUGUGCAUAGUUUAGGUAGAAUUUUACGUGGAGUAUUGCCAAAGAGAACAAGCAAAAAUAGAAAUGGAAAACCUUGAAAUUUUACCCGAAAAUAUUAAAAUAGAAACGGUCGAUGAACUAGAAGACCCUGCAGAUGAGUGUACAUUUAACAGUGCCGUUGAGGAGCUAGUGGUCCCAGAAGCUGUAUUUAUAAAAGCAGAGAAACCUGAGGAGUCUUUGACGGAUGAAGAGGAAGGCAGUGAGUCGUGCUCCAUAUCGAGAGAUGUGAAGGAAGAGGAUCAUGAAGAGAUAGAAGUCAAGCCACCAGUUGCUGUGUUUCUGGAUGCCCAUGAUGAGGAUUCGAACGAAGACGUUGAGCAGGAUCAGGGGGACCCUUUGGCUUUGUACAAUGAAAAGUGGGGAACAGAGUUGGGGCAGAUCAAUAAACGUUUUCAUGAAUGUUCUGUCUGUCAUAAGCCCUUCACUCAUAAGAGUCAUUUAGAAAGGCACAUGCGGGUUCACACUGGGGAACGACCUCAUGAAUGCGCAAUCUGCCACAAGAGCUUUUCACAGAAAAGUGCUUUAUAUAGGCACACUCGUCUUCAUACUGGGGAACGCCCCCAUGUGUGCUCUGUCUGCAAGAAGACCUUUAAUGAGAAAGGUAAUUUAGAAUCGCACAUGCGUGUACACACCGGAGAACGCCAUAAAAAGUGCUCAGUCUGCCAAAUGGAGUUCCCAGACAGAAGUUAUUUACUUUUUCACAUGCAGAUCCACACUGGUGAACGCUUUCAUGAAUGCUCAGUCUGUGAAAAAAGCUUCACACAGAAAAGUUCUUUAGAGAGGCACAUGCAGAUUCACAUUGGAGAAAGUGCUCAUGAAUGUGCUGUCUGCCAGAAGAGCUUCCCUGAUAGACGUACUUUAGAUACCCACAUGCAGAUCCACAUUGGUGAAAGUUCUCAUCAAUGCCCCGUUUGCCACAAGAGCUUUUCAGGCAGAGGUUAUGCACUUUCGCACAUGCGAGUGCACACCAGAGAACGCCUUCAUGCUUGCUCUGUGUGUGAAAAGCGUUUCACAGAGAGGGGUUCUCUUGUUAAACAUAUGCGAAUCCAUACCGGGGAACGCCCUUAUGAAUGUUCUGUCUGCCUGAGGCGCUUCUCAGAGAGUGGUACUUUAGCUACACAUAAGCGGAUCCACAGUGGUGAACGCCCUCAUCAAUGUUCGGUCUGCCAGAAGAGAUUCACACAUAGAAAUUCUUUAGUUUUCCACAUGAAGAACCGCACUUGUGAACGCUCUCAGGAAUGAGCCAAAGGAUAUUCACACAGCAGUGUUUUAGAUAUGCACAUGCAUAUGCACGAAUGUUGUAUUUAUUUAUUUAUGGCGGCAGCUGAAAGUGAUAUACUGAUAUCAAGUUACAUCUGUGAGUGAAUCACACCAUACACGUUUACAUUCGAAUUUAAUAUCAACUUUAUCACAAUUGGUGAUCUGCUUCAUCCAGUUGAAGAAUGGUUUCCUCUUCAUCAGAAGUUAAUAUGGUCCUGCCUCUCCUUGAAGGAGUCAACUGUCCUGGCUGAAACUUAGUCAUGUGGGAGUCAGGUUCAACUGUUGGCCACCCUGUUGAUGAGGAAGUGCAUUUGAGUACUAGUCUUUGCAUUAUUCAUCUGAAGCUUGUGAUGAUGUCCUUGAAGUCUACUGACAGUGGCCCUGAUGAAGAUUGCAUUGAAGUUUUGGAUCUUAUAUUGGAUAUUCAGGACCCUAAAUGUUUCAACUGUACUGUUCCCAUCUCUUCUUUGUUGUAGUGUGGGGGAAGCAGGUUGUUUUACAAAUCUUAUGACGUGGGAGAAUGUGAAUGACAUUGUUCCUUUGCCCAAUCACAUAAAACGUCAUUAGGUAGCCUCACCCUAAUCAAUAGGGGUGAACAACUUGCUGGUAUUUCCUAAACAGCUGAGAAUGGUGGAAUGCCCUCAAGAGUGCUGUGUACUUGGUCAGUCAUGCUGCGAAUUUGAAGAAUCUGGAGACCGCUUUCAGGCGAAGUGCCCAGGCAUGGCCUCCUUCACAGAUGGCUUGAAUGCUGAUCUUCAGUCAAAAUGGGUUUCUUGUCUGUUCAUGGCAUAAGAGGUGUGAGCUUCGAGGAUUUGUGUUUUGUACAUUUUGCUUGUCUGCUAAUGAAAAAUUGUGUGCUUUCUUGUGCCUCGGUUUUGUAUUCAUUGGAAUCAGGUCAGUGUGGUGAUUGAAAAUGUUUUUCUUAUUGGUUCAAAUGUGUUCAGUCCCUCUGACAAUUUAAAGUCUCAAGUGCAAAUUCAUUUUUAUAGUAUAACAUAGCUGUUAUAGGGAAGCUCACUUUAUUAAUUUUGGAGCUGUAUGCAAUUGUGUAUUAACUAUGUGAAAAUUGGUCUUUAGAGAGAAAUGUCAACAUUAUUAAAAUUCAAUUUAAAAUUUAGAGAUAUAAGCUAAGAAGACAAUAAAGAUUCCUUGUCAGAUUAUGAUACAUCACAUGGGAAGAAGAGACCAGAAAAUUGACUCCAGCAGACUAUGCUCUGACUGGGUUAGACAAAGUGAGGCAAUCUUGAAAUCACGAUGGUGGAAAGGUUCCUAUAAACCAUGUAGUGGUAACACAUGAUUGUAGGUACUUCCACAACAGAGCAGCAACAUGUGUUUGCAAAUGUAUUGCAAUAGAAUACUAAUGUGGUACUACCUCCAAGAAUCUUGCUUUAUCUUAACCCUUUUCCGGGCAACCAGUUUUAAUGACACAACCGGGCAGGCGGGUUCAGCGGACCCAGUAAUGUCUGCAAUGGAAUUAUGUUUACAGGUGUACUUUCGGGACAUGGAUAAUUUAAAAGAACACUCCAAUAUAAUUGUUUAAUUUAACAAAACCUUUCAAAAUACUUUUCAUUUAUUUUGUAAACAUUUUUUCUUUAAAUACUAAUUUCGCACACUGUAUGGGGUAUGUUCACCACAGACAGGUUUUGAACAGAUGCUACAUCUCUUUGUUUCCUCCUUUUCCAACGGCACAAAUGACGUCUUUUUUUCAGCAUUGUUACAAAUUUUGCGAGUUGUGAAAGCUGCUUCUUCACUGAUAGUGUGUGGUUUACAGAUGGUACUUCUUAUUCAAUCCUGUUUGAUUGUCUCCUUACAUUUGUGUAUGAACCAAAUCCUUUGCAAUACCAACAUAAAUAAUUAUCUGAUUUCAUAUUUUCUAACAUUCAGUCAGGGUCUGCAACAUAACUGUUGCUGUGCAGUUUUCCUGCAAAACUUGGACCCCACACAACUUCAAAAACUCGUUCUCCUGACUCUUAGUAACCUGCUUCAUACUAAACCUCAUACUAACGCACUGUCUUCAAAGGUGCCGUUCUUACUUCUUAGAAUCGCUCACAUGUUGUGCUAAAUAACAUCCCAUGAAAAGAAGUUGUGCAACCUGACAUCCGUCCGUCCCUUGAUCAUGAAGCAGUUAUCAUGCAUCGACCAAACAACCAGAAAGUGCAGUAUUACACACAGAUUAAGAGACCUGGAUCCAAUUGUCCCCAUUUGCCUGGUUGUGGCUAAAAAAAGAUAAAUAUUUUUUUAUUUAUUAUUCAGUAACACAUUCCUAAAAUGAUUGCGGUCCGAAAAUAAUAAAAAAACAUAAUAGCAAACCGUCACAAAAAAAUUUCCUACCACCUUCGAUAGUUUUUAUGUAAAAUAUUGAAAAUUUUGCUUCAGGAUCCAAUAGACCCCAGUUGCCUGGAUAAGGGUUAAACAGGUUUCUAAUCAGUGUAGUAGUGAUACAUUUUAUAUUCAAUUCAUAUGCCUGAUGGUAGAACAAUAAAAGUUCAGAAAUGUCACCAAGCUAAAUUAUUUGAUUUAUGGGCCAACUCAUGAAGAAUUCCUCAUAUAUCAUAUGUUUAUCUGUACUUUAUUCUUUUAAAUAAAUAUAUUAAAGAGAGAUUUGAAUUUCUCUUCCUCAAUGAACUAAAACAAUUGGACCUGAUUACAAAUAACCUUCAUAUUUAUCAAUAGAGGGAUUUUUGUAGUCUAAUAUAUAGAAAAGUGAACACUUCAGUAAAUGAGAACCACUCAUUUAAUAUCAAAUGUGAGAACGUAUUUGUCUGUUGAAGCAAUGAACUACAGUUGUCUAACUGGGAAUCUAUGUGUGCUGCCAUUUUGUGUGAUCAUUAUACUCAAUAGGAUAAUCUGCUGUUUGAGAAUUUUUGGGCAAUGUUUUACACAUGUGACUUACUAUGCACAUUGAAGGCAAAAUGUAAUAGAAGGAAUCUGCGAACUUGGAAUGAAGAUUUCAGUCUUCCUACUUGAGGAAUUAUCUCUUUAAAAAUGAAUUAUUCCACAUUGCAGUCACUGAUUUGUGGACAGGGAAAACCUGGAAAGCACAUGAGAAUUGAAAUUCAAAAAUUAUACUGAGAAAAAUUCUAGUUUUUAUAUUGAUUUGUUCUGAAUCGUUUGAAACAAUGCCGAAACGAAAGUCACAGUUGACAAAAGAGACAAGUGAUAAGAGAUGGGCAGCCUGUAAAAAUUCUGAACGGCUACUCGGAUGCAAGAGCAACUUGCUAAAGAGCACUUGCACCAUUAAAAAUAACACUGCAAGGAGGGAAACAAAUGUAAAUAAUUCUCUAGAAAGUAGAGCAGCUUUUCAUUAUGAUUAUUUAUCUCUCAAUCAGACAUUUUACUCAGCUCUUAUGCUCAAAUUGGUAAAAUGAAAAAUGUUUCUAUAUUUUGGGUCAACCCUUUUGAACUGUUUUUGUCAAUAUGUGCAAGAGAUUAGUGCAGUGGUAUAUAAUUAAGCAAUGAUCCUUUACACAUUGACUAACCUACGCUGUUGUUUUGCGUAUCAAUUGCUCCCAAUGAAUGAAUUCAUCCUUUCUUUUCUAUAAAAAAUUGUCUAGGCAAAAAAUAAUUUAUCUAAAAAUAUUUGUGUGUAAGCAAAUAAAAAAUUCCGAGAGUCCUUGGUUUCUAUUAUUCAUAUUUCAAGAUUCAUGGUAUCUAGCACUUCAGAUCAAAUAUUGAAGCUAAUAUUGUUUUGUUAAGUGGUUCAGUACAUAGUCAAUUUAUUGUGUACACCUAAUAUGCAUGUUGAUGGAUCAGUAUUGUUCUUAUGAUGCAAUGAUAUGAUGAAUUGAUUUACCUUACGAAUAGAUAGGACUUAAAACAUAAUUUCUCUGACUUCAAAAUAAUUAUAAAAACUGGCAAUUAUGUUUCAGUAGAGAUAUUUUCAUUUACUUUUAUGAUUAUGAUUCAUCAAUUAUGUUAUGGCAUCUUUAUCUAUUACUCUGGAUUCUUCUACUACUGUACCUGUGCGAGAACUCUUGCAUGUUAUUCUCUGCUUAAAACAGGAAGUCCUUUCAAAGUCACAAGAUGGCAGGAGAUAAAUUGUUAAAAACUUUUCUUUAUGAAUGUGAUAGAAGAAAAAAAUCUAACAAAGCGUUAGUUUUACAAUGUAACAAUUCAAU